UUCAGAAUGUGCUUUGAUCGUCAUUAUUUUUCUUUUUCAUUUAAAUAUAGCCAUUAAUAUUUCACAACAUGAUUUGUUUGACAAGAUGCGUUUGGGCCAAUUUCUGGCUUCAGCUUUGUUUCUGCUUCAUUUGCAUGUGGGGCUCUCUCGGUGAAGUGCGUUAUUCAGCUCCAGAGGAGAUGCAGCGAGGCUCUGUCAUUGGCAAUGUGGCGAGAGAUUUGGGGAUAGAUGUGACUGAGCUCGUGAGACGCAACGCUCGAGUUGUUGCUGAGGGGAGCCGACAGUUUUGCGAGCUGAGCUCAGAAACAGGCUCUCUGUUGGUGAGUGAGAGAAUGGACCGUGAGGAGCUUUGUGUGCAGUCUGCGUCGUGCGUCCUGCAAUUCCAGUUGCUCCUGGAAAAUCCGCUCAAAGUUUACAGUCUCCUCUUAGACAUCCAGGACAUCAACGAUAACAGUCCGAUGUUUGAAAAUGGUCAGAUUGAGCUGGAGCUACUGGAGUCAACGGUCUUGGGGAGACGUUUUCCACUUGAAAGUGCUCACGAUCCUGACAUAGGAGCUAAUUCAGUUCACCAUUAUCAACUCAGUGAGAAUGAAUAUUUUGCUUUGGAAAUGAAUACCCAGGUGGACAGAAAUGCAUAUCCUGAAUUGGUUCUUAAAAAGCCUUUGGAUCGAGAAAACCAAGCUGAUCAUUUUCUGACUCUAAGUGGAGUGGAUGGUGGCCGACCUUUUCGUUCUGGAACGACAUCAAUUCACAUUCACGUGUUGGAUGCCAAUGAUAACGUUCCUGUGUUUGGUCAAAGUGUGUACAAAGUCAGUGCGCAGGAAAAUUCACCUCGAGGCACUGUGUUGGUUAAAUUAAAUGCAACAGAUUUAGACAAUGGGAUUUAUGGGGAAAUUAGUUACUGUUUCAGUCACGUGCCUGAUAAGACGAGGGGGAUUGUGGAGGUCGACCACGUGACGGGUGAGGUAAAGGUCAUGGUUGCACUGGAUUAUGAGGAGGCCAGUUCUCACGAGCUGGAUGUGCAAGUCAAAGAUGGGGGCGGCCAGUCAUCUCACUGUAAACUCAUAAUAGAUGUGAUAGAUGUGAAUGACAAUUCACCUGUUAUUGCUGUUAAAUCAACUACUUCUACUGUGCCAGAAGAUGCUUCACCUGGAACCAUGGUGGCUUUGCUGCACGUUUAUGACCUUGAUACUGGCACCAGUGGACAUGUCACAUGUAAGAUAUCUGAUGACGUGCCAUUUAAACUUGUGUCAGAGGUAAAGAAUUACUUCAUGCUUGUGAUUGAUGGAGUUUUAGACUGGGAAAAGUGUCCUCACUAUAACAUAACUGUGACUGCUGUGGAUGCUGGCACACUCCCUUUAUUCAGCAGUAAAACUGUAGCCAUAACAGUCAUAGACGUUAAUGAUAAUCCUCCUGUUUUUAGACACAGUGACUACAGCAUCAAAUUUGUAGAGAAUCAGCCUCAGGGAACCCUGGUUAUUAAGGUCAGAGCUGAUGAUGCAGAUGAAGGCCAGAACGCAAGAAUUCUGUAUUCUCUUUCAGAAGAUGCAGCCUCUCAUCUUUCCAUCAAUGCAGAAACUGGUGAGAUAUUUACUCUGUGCCCCUUUGAUUACGAAUCAUCCACUCACUUUCAUGGUCAAGUUAUGGCACGUGAUGAAGGCAGGCCAUCGUUCACUAGCACAUGCACUGUCCAGAUUUUUAUUGCAGAUCAGAAUGACAAUGCUCCAGUUGUUCUUUACCCAGUUCGGUUGGAUGGGUACCUUGCACAUGAUAUUGUGCCCCGAGCUGCUCCUGCAGAUUAUCUGGUCACCAAAGUGGUUGCGAUUGAUGCAGACGCAGGGCACAAUGCAUGGCUGUCCUAUCGAAUUGUAAAAGCCACACAGCCUAAUUUGUUCUUCAUUGGACUGAACUGUGGAGAAAUUAGGACACUAAGGCCGUUUGCAGAAGAUGAAGAAAUCAAGCAAACCUUGUUAGUCUCUGUGAUUGAUAAUGGGCUUGAAUCUUUGUCUGCAACUGCAACUGUCAAUAUUAUGAUAGAAGACGGCUUGCCUAUCAUCGAUGAGCUGGUUGCACGUGGCACGGAUAAAUCACAUGGACCCAGUGACCUUACUUUAUAUUUAAUAAUGGCUCUGGCAGGCAUGUCCAGUCUUUUCCUUGUGCUCAUCAUUGCCGUGGUCUAUAUGAGAUUAUGUAGAUACCGAUACAUGUACCGUUCAACUGCAAACUUGCCCGUUUUUCCUCCUACCUACGGACCACCUGGCUACUCUGACGUGAGCCACUUCAAUACUCUGCAGAAAGAUGAUCGAUAUAAUUCAUUCUUAACCACAGGCUCAUGGAAAGGGGACUUCAGAUUUGGCUCUGAUUUUGUUGAUUUGGACAUGCUGAAUAAGAGAGGGAUGUUGUUGCAUGUGGGUGGCCACUGCGCCACACGUGCAAAGCUAUUAGUGCCACAUAAACUCUAACCCAGAUGGUUUGACCCUGACAAUCAUACAGAAAGUCCUUAUCAACAAAUUGGACUGAAAAUCCUUUAAUCAAACAAAUGACAAAUGUUAAUUAUUA
Messenger RNA from Sinocyclocheilus rhinocerous, 2559 nucleotides. RefSeq names its product protocadherin gamma-A4-like. The transcript has a single exon. The coding region runs from base 69 to 2462 and encodes 797 amino acids. Gene Ontology annotation, cellular component: plasma membrane. Gene Ontology annotation, biological process: homophilic cell-cell adhesion. The record is from RefSeq and is a predicted model, not a curated record. Lineage: Eukaryota; Metazoa; Chordata; Actinopteri; Cypriniformes; Cyprinidae. Gene Ontology annotation, molecular function: calcium ion binding.